Messenger RNA from Thelazia callipaeda (thelaziosis nematode), 822 nucleotides. Lineage: Eukaryota; Metazoa; Nematoda; Chromadorea; Rhabditida; Thelaziidae. The record is from the annotation of a GenBank genome assembly.
AUGUGGGAUGUAGGAUGGACUGUACUAAGGCAAGACCAAAUUGACAACAGUGGAAAGAAUCAAGUAAAAGACGAAAAUGACUAUUAUUCGGAUACGGAUACGGACACGGACAUAGACACGUACACGGACACGGAUAAGGACACAGAGACGAACACGAAUUUCUGGCGUAAAAUGGAUUCUCUCGUUAAUAAAGCGAUCAAGAGCGAGCAAUUUGUAAAAGCAUUAAAAAGCGAACAAAGAAAUAAUAAAACGAGCAGACAUCCACUACCCACGAAGGAUAAUGUAAAAAAAUGUGUAGGAAAGCAUUGUUCUAAAAAUUCUGCUCACAGUUGGAAUCAAAAUAAAAAUAAUGAUCAUACAACGGUUUCUUGGAUAGAAAAUACUCAACUACAACGUUUGAUGAUGAAUUUGGCAAAGGUGGAAGAUUAUUUGCAACAGAUAUUUAAUAAUCGAAAGAUUAAAGUUGAAAGUGAGCAGCGAGAAGAUGGAUUUUAUAUGUUAGCAAUGAUUCCAGCAGAACAAGCAUUAAGUGAUGAAAAUAUAAAUGAAAAGACGAAUAAUGGACUAGAGAGUGUUACACAAGAACCACAUACGCUUGCUGAUGACGUAACAAACGUGAUUGGAUUUACACAUUCAAUGGAAGUAAUCAAGACUUCAAAUGCAUCGACUACACCAGUAAUCCCAGUUCCAUCAGGUUGGUGGAAUAGUAUUUGGUUUUGGACCAUUCACUUAAUCGCGGUGAUAUUAUUCCUUAUACUCGUUUUAUCUUGUUGCAUAUGGUUUUUUGGUAGCAGAAAACGACGCGAUUACAACCGAAUUUAA